UCGGGGUCGGCGGUGGGCCGCGCGGCUCGCAUCCGCCUAGACCGCCCGACAGGCCGCUGAGGCCGGCGGUUUUGGCGCGGAGCCGCUGUGGUCCUGCUGGGAGGGCGCGUGCGCGGGGUGUUCGUGGCCACUGUGCUCGCCUGUCCUGCAGUGUGCAAGCGGCCUUUGUGACUUUUGUCCCAAAGGAAAAGAGUUUCUGCUGCUGGGAGUGGCCCAGACUCCGCCGCGUUACUCGCAGCCUCAGGGACCCGGCCGAUUCAUAAGUUGUACUGAAGUGAUCAAAUUUCCCAGUAGGUAGACUUCACCGUCACUCUCCCAGGAUGGCAACCAUUGACUUGACCCAUGAUCUUCUUUCUAGGAAUCCUUUCUCCCAUCCUGAGGAAAACACAGAGGUGGAAGGGAUGGUGGCUGUCAGGCCGAAAAAUUAUAAUCAGAUUGCAGUGACCUUUGACGACGUGGCAUUGGACUUCACCCAGGAGGAGUGGAUAUUACUGGACCUUGCUCAGAGAAACCUAUACAGAAACGUGAUGCUGGAGAACUACCAGAACCUGGUCACAGUAGGAUAUCAACAGUCAAAACCCAGCCUAGUAGCUAGGUUGGAACAAGAAGAGUUGAGGACAGUGGAGAAAGGAGUUUUCCCAGAAUGGCAAACUCAACAUCAAAGCAAAGAGUCACCAUCUCUCCAGGAUUUGGGGGAAGGAAAAACAGCCAGAGAAAUUCAAAAAGAAAGGACCCACCAGGGAGCAGAGCUCUCUGAGUAUGAGCAAAGUGGGAAAAUCUUAAGCCAACACUUACUCCUUAAGACACACAUGAGAACGGAAAAUAGAGAGAACACUUUUGAGCAUACUCAGUAUGCCAACAGCUUCUGUCCUCUGCAAAAGGAAAGCUCUACGAGAGAGAAGCUUUCUGAAUUGAGUCAGGGUGGUAAAGUCUUCCACCUGACUCCAUACAGCAUGUAUGAGAGAACCAGUCUGGCAGAGAAGCCUUCUGAAAAUAGUGGCUGUGGGAUGACGUUCAUUAGUCAUUCCCACUUUCAGACACAGGGGAGAAGUCACGGUGGAGGAGACCUCGAUGAAUGGAUGCUUCCAUUUCCAGGGAUCUCAGUUCCCUCAACAGGUCACCCUGUGUAUAUGCAAAUGCACACGGUUAGAGACCCCUAUGAAUGUAGGGAGUGUGGGAAGUGUUACGCAAAUGUGAAACGUCUCAAUAAACACAUCAGUCGAUUUCACGCUGGAAUAAAACCAUUUGUAUGUAGCAAAUGUGGAAAAUCUUUCUACACUUCUUCACACCUUUAUAUACAUUUUAUGAUUCACACUGGAGAGAAGCCCUAUGAAUGUAAAGAAUGCGGGAAACACUUCCAGUGGCCCUCAAUGCUUCGUAAUCAUGUUCAAACUCACACUGGUGAGAAGCCUUAUAAAUGUAUGAUAUGUGGGAAAGCCCUCAGUAGUUCCUCAUAUCUUAAUCAUCAUUUGAGAAUUCAUACUGGAGAGAAGCCCUUUGAAUGUCAGGAAUGUGGGAAAUGCUUUGCUUGGAUUUCAGGCUUUCGUAGACAUGUUCAAACUCACAGUGGUGAGAAGCCCUAUAAAUGUAAGGAAUGCGGGAAAGCCCUCAGUAGUUCCUCAAUUCUUAAAGCACAUUUGAGAAUUCACACUGGAGAGAGGCCAUAUAAAUGCAAGGAAUGUGGGAAAGCCUUCAUUAACUCCUCACGACUUAAUGAACAUUUGAGAAUCCACACUGGAGAGAAACCCUAUGAAUGCAAAGAAUGUGGGAAAUCCUUCCAUCUUUCUUCAAGCUUAGUUGGACAUUUAACAGUUCACACUGGAGCGAAACCCUAUCAAUGUAAGGAAUGUGGAAAAGCUUUUGCUUGGCCCUCAUUCCUUAAAAAACAUUUACGAACUCACAAUGGAUAGAAGACCUAGGAAGUGGUGAACGUGGGAAAUUCCAUUUGAGAACUCACACUAGAGCGAAGCCCUGUGAGUGUAUGGAAUGUGGGAAAGCCUACACCACUUCCACAUCUGUAAAUACACAUUUGAAGUCCCACUGGAGACAAGUCCUUUGAAUGUACACACUGACUGAAGGCCUUCACUGUUUCCUCAAGCCUAACUCAACAUGUAAAAAUUGACCCCAGAGAGAAACUGUGAAUGUAAAGAAUGUGAUAAAGCCUUCACAUUGUUGUCAUGACUUACUAAAACGCCUAAAAAUGCACAAUGGAUAGAAGACUUACAUACAUGAUAAACGUGGGAAAGCCUCAGUUUUUCCAGUUCAUUUCAAAAACACGAAAGAAGCCACAUUGGAGGGAUACCGACUGAAUAUGAGAAAUGUGGGAAAGUCUACAGGUGUCCCAUUGAAUACAUGGAAGAACUCCCUAACUAGAUCUUGUAUGAAGUUAGCAACGUUGGAAAGCAAUCAGGACACCCUACAACCCACGCUGGAACAACAGUGAAGUUGUUCAAUGUGUAAGAGACGUGUGGAACUCCGCUAAUAGGGUGGUUUUGUAGACCUGUGAACAUGUGCCGCUCUACUCCCACUAUUUUUGGGAAUAUUUUGGCUUUCUUUAUUCAGCUGUCUGUGCUAUGCUAGUCAAGUUUCUACACCAGGUUGCAGUCUAGACCCAUGUGAGACUAGCAGUUUUAGACUUAAUGCUAUUCAAACCACCUGGGUUCUCUAGUUGUAUGGACCUUGUCUAAUACUGUGAAGAUGGUGACCACUUGAAUUAGUUCACUGCUCAUGGAAUCCAUCUGUAUUCCCUCCUGCUGGCCAAGGUGGGUGACAUAUGUCUCUAAAUUUUCUGGAAAUGCUCUUGUCCCUCUCACACUUGAUCCCUUUGGGUCAGGAAAGACUUUAGGAAUGGUGUGGGUAUACAUCCUAAUUUCAUGGUCCUAGAAGGAGAGCAAGACUCCCAGUAGUAGGGAAGGAAAUAUUGUGUUAAUUUUUGGUAGCUUCCCAGUGAGAGGCUGGGAAUGGAGAAUGUUCUCUUUGUUCUUACAUCACCACAUCCUGGAAGAACAAUUAUGCCAUUUGUGUGUGUGUUCAGGAACAACUGCAUCUGGCAUGUGACUUGGUUAGUUUCUCAUCCUUUUGUAUGCUAUAAAACACAAAACCAUGUGAUUAUGGCAGGUCCUGGUAUCCUGAUGUACUUGAUGCAUCACUGGCAGUUCUUGAAAGUGGUCUUUGGAUAGAGACACAGACCAUCACAACCUAGUUUCAAUUUUGUGUGAACACAUUCAUUAUACCUGUGACACUUGAGUAGCCUUUGGUUAUGUUGUGGGUGGCCGUGGAGGCUGCAGCUGCUUAAUGUCACUUCCUAUGGGGCUUAAUGAAACCAGUGUAGAACAUUCCGGAUCAAGCUUAAUGAUAAAUCCUGAUCAGAAGUGACCUGGGCACAUUUGUGGUAUGUUUGUGUUUGGAUGAGAUUGGGUUACAGUGUGAUUCUCUUGGGUAUGGGUGUGGUCUUCACUGCUUUGAGUGGGUUGUAGCAUAUAAUACAUUGGCCUUCCUUAGGUGACAUCAUUAGUCAUCUCAAAGCCUGCAUGUCUUACCUAACGGAACUUGUUCACAGUCAAAUGAGACUAAGUCCUUGACUUCACAGUUGAGGUCAGUACUGCAGGUUGGCCUUAUCUAACUACUUGGACUAGUAGUAACAGCGUUAUUAAGUGCUGCAUGAGAUAAGUCAAACAGGUGAGCUCCGAAUCUCUGGUAUUAGUGGAUAACAAAGUUGUAUAUGAAGUGGAAAAAGUGCCAGAAGUCUGUUUAUUUUUCAUGUUUUCUUAAUGAAAAGUUCUUAGUUUUGUGAGUCAGAUUUAUAAUUUUCUCAUGUAUCCAGAUAUUUUGUUGUACCUUGUUUAUAUAUAUUCUGCGAUCUCAUAUUUUUGUAUUUAUGUAACCCAUCUGAAGUACUUUAAUGUAUGGUAUGACUCUGUGUCUGAUUGUUUCUCUUGCUUAGAUAUCAAAAUUACCUGGACCAUUUAUUGAAAAGAUAAUCUUUCUUUUUGUCUCUAUAGUGCCACUUCUGUCAUUGCUUAGAUUUCCAUAUAUUUGUGUGUUUCUAAGUAUGAUUAAUUGAUUUUCCAAUGUUGAACCAAUCUUGUAAUGAUAGAAAAGACUCAAUUUGGAUAUAAUGAA
This is a messenger RNA of Felis catus (domestic cat), 4122 nucleotides long. RefSeq names its product zinc finger protein 501-like. The transcript is spliced from 7 exons. The coding region runs from base 321 to 1910 and encodes 529 amino acids. Lineage: Eukaryota; Metazoa; Chordata; Mammalia; Carnivora; Felidae. Gene Ontology annotation, molecular function: DNA-binding transcription activator activity, RNA polymerase II-specific; RNA polymerase II cis-regulatory region sequence-specific DNA binding. Gene Ontology annotation, biological process: regulation of transcription by RNA polymerase II. Gene Ontology annotation, cellular component: nucleus. The record is from RefSeq and is a predicted model, not a curated record.